AUGGAGGAUCAUGACCAGCCAUCACGAUGGACACGAACAAAACACGCCUUCUCCUCAUGGCACUCAUUCCACAACGCCAUAAAACUAAAGACUGCUUCUUCCAUGCUCACUAACGAAGAUCUCCUCCCUUCGCCACCCGAGAGACAAACCUGGACUGUAUGGAACUUCUUUGCUUACUGGUGGAGUGAAUCCUGGGCCGUCUCAACCUGGUCCCUCGGCUCCUCGUUGAUAGCCCUCGGCGCAACUGUCCGUGACGCUCUGCUGGUCAUUAUAUUCGCAAAUCUGUUGUCUGCGGUAGUCAUUGUGCUUAAUGGUCGUGCUGCAUCGAGGUAUCAUGUUGGAUAUCCCGUGUUGGCGAGAACGACGUUUGGGAUUUGGGGGUCGUACUUUUUUGUGGUUUUGAGGGCCAUUUUAGGUGUCGUUUGGGGGGGCGUGCAAAUGUUUUUUGAGGGACAGUUUAUUUCGAUUUGUCUUCGGUGCAUAUUCCCCGGUUGGACCAAGAUUCAUAAUUCUAUUCCAGCGAGCCAGGAAAUCACUACACAGGUAAUGGUUGGCUUCUUCCUCGCCUUCCUCUUCACUCUUCCACUCAUGUUUAUCCAUACCUCCAAAAUCCGUCACCUCUUCAGCCUCAAAGCCAUCGUCUUCCCCAUCGCUGCUCUCGGAGUCGUAUGUUGGGCCACCACAGCCAACGGCGGCGUAUCCUCCAACGCCCUGCAAGCAACAGCCUCAAAACCUUCUUCCACCACAGUCUUCGUCUGGGGUAUAAUCUCCCAAUUCAACUCCGUCAUGGGCGCAAACUCCGCUUUAUUGGUUACUGUCCCGGACCUUGCGCGAUACUCCAAAACCAAGAAUGCCCAACUCUGGGGUCAAUUGUUGGGUUUACCUGUUGCGCAAUUGGUUUGCGCCUCCUUUGGAAUUAUAACUACCUCUGCCGUGCAUCAUAUGUGGGGGCAAACUUUCUGGAAUCCGUAUGAUCUUUUGAAUGGAAUUCUGGAUCAUUCGUAUACUUCCAAGGCUCGAGCAGGUGUGUUUUUCGCUUCGGCUUCGUUUGCAUUUGCAACGAUGGGGACUUCGAUUGCGUGUAAUAUUGUGCCGUUCGCUGCGGAUGUGACGUGUCUGGCUCCAAAGUAUGUGAAUAUCAUUCGGGGACAGUUUAUUUGUUUAAUCCUUGCUUUUGCGAUUGUGCCAUGCUUCCUCAGCGGCUACUCUAUCUUCCAAGGCAGUGUCGUCUCCAUCAUGACAGUCGACUACUUCCUCAUUCAACGAGGAAACCUUCACAUCAGCGAAAUGUUCACCACUUCUCGUUCUGGUCGGUACUAUUACACCUACGGCAUAAACUGGACUGGAGUCGCAGCUUUCAUUGCCGGAUUCUGUCUCCCUCUCCCCGGAUUCAUCCAGAGUUUUGGAACGGUGAAUAUUUCAAAUCCUACUGCAAUAUAUCUGUAUGAUUUGGGAUGGGUGUUGAGUUAUCUUGUUGGUGGGGUGGCGUAUUUUGUCGUCUCGUUGAUUACGGCUAGAAGGACGAUUAGAGAGAAUAGGUCGUUGCCGUUUGAAGGGAAUGUGCCGAGAUCGAUUGCUAUGGGAGGACAGAAUGGUGCGCUUGUUGUGGAUGGGACGGAGAUUGUGGUUGGAGUGCCUGGACACGAGCAGGAAGGGUCUGUUAAUGGGAGUGUUGGUCUGGUGAAGGGAGGGAUGACAGAAAAGGUUGCUGUAUAA
Talaromyces stipitatus ATCC 10500 is the source of this 1716-nucleotide messenger RNA. Its product is annotated as allantoin permease, putative. Lineage: Eukaryota; Fungi; Ascomycota; Eurotiomycetes; Eurotiales; Trichocomaceae. Gene Ontology annotation, cellular component: plasma membrane. Gene Ontology annotation, biological process: transmembrane transport; nucleobase transport. The record is from RefSeq and is a predicted model, not a curated record. The coding region runs from base 1 to 1716 and encodes 571 amino acids. Gene Ontology annotation, molecular function: nucleobase transmembrane transporter activity. The transcript is spliced from 5 exons.